Molecule: messenger RNA, 4264 nt
Organism: Sebastes umbrosus (honeycomb rockfish)
Lineage: Eukaryota; Metazoa; Chordata; Actinopteri; Perciformes; Sebastidae
Product: proline-rich protein 7
Exons: 3
Coding region: 2224-3213 (329 amino acids)
Source: RefSeq, a predicted model, not a curated record
UUAUAUUAAUAUCUAAGUUGUUUUUUUCUGCUGCCAGCUCUGCCCCCAGAUCACCUCUACUGAAGUAGGUAGAGACUCUUGAAUACAUAUUCUUGUGCAGCACUGGAACAGGUUUGAAAACAGACAUGAAUGGAGAAGCCAUAACAGCACAAAUACAACCCAUGCAUACUUUGCAAUAACAUGUAAAUGCCAUCCUAUUAUUUUGAAAUCUACAACUCUCCUAGAGCUGCGUCUGGUCUUCCUUUGCCAAGUCGUGCGUCCUUGGAAAACCCCUGCUGGCAGUUUGAUCUGUAUUCUCAUCAUCCAGACAGGCAGACAGGCUGAAGUGUCACGAACCGCUCCUCCUUCUGCUGCUCUAGUGAUGAGAGAGGAGGGAGGAGGGACUGAAUGAAGGAGAGGAGAGAGAGAGAGAGAGGAAAGGAGGAGCCAGGCUGUCAAGGUGAACCGAUAAACCUCUUUUUAUUACCCCUGUCGUCCAAAACACGACGCGCAGCUCCCCGGCAGGGAGGAGAGGAGAGGAGAGAGGAGGGGAGAUGAUCUGAACAGACGAGGGGAAGUGUUUUUUUAAAACCAUCGUUUGUUUUGUUAUUUUUACAAUAUUUUGGAGAUAAAACUUCAAUGGCUCGGAGCGCGUAAAUGAGUCAUCUUGUUGGAGACGCCAAAAGAAUUAAAAGGGCGGCGUGAGGCCGAGGAGUCCCGCCGGGAUCUGAGAGGGAAGAAUUCGGCGUCCCAGCGGUGUAGACGGACCCCCGACUCCGGUCCCCCGCAGCCCUGAAGGGGACCAGCGUUCUGACUCCACGUGGACGAACGUGUCCAACAGGGAUUCACACAUCACCUCCGGGUUUUUUUGGCGCUUCUGAUUGGACGCCGCCACACGCCUUUGUUUCCUCCUUUUUUAUUUAUUUUUUCCUCUUGGAAUUGAGGUUCUGCCUCAAAAAAUAAGGUGAUGAUUGCAAUUUUAUUUUCCAUCAGAAAAGAUGGGAACGUUUUCAGCCGCCACCACUGAGAGGGUGGAUUAUUGAGAGGAGCAGCUUGGAGCUUUCUGGAGAAUUGAAAUGGAUGUUUUGCUGCUUGUUGAAACACCCGUGAAGCUGCAGAGUUCAUCUGUAAUCUUGUGGAAUAACAGUGUGUGUUCAUCCUGGGAUUCAGACACAUUUCCAUGUAAAUGAGGAGCUGAUUUCUAAAACAUCUGGAAGGAUACAGAAGAUUUACAAACGGAAAGAAAGAUUUUAAGAUUUCCGAGUUUGGACCAGUAACUUUGAAAUAUCUAGAGACUUUAGCAAAUUAAUUUACCUAUAAUAUUAUCUAAAAAAAGCACAAGAUUUCCUUUGAUUCUUUGAUUCUUUUAAUGCAUUUGGUCGUGGUGCUCGUGGUGCAGCACGUUGCUCAUUUCCAGACACCUCAUUUGGACAAAAAUCAUAUUUUUUUACGCCCAGUUUCUGCCGUCACGCCUCGACAUUGUAACAUUCUGUGAUUUACAUCCAUUAAUCUCUAAACCAGGCGGAGAGAAUCAGUUGUGGUGAGACUACUACGCUGUCUCCAAGCCGAUUAACCUCUUCAUUAACUUUUGCCAUUUUGUGCACCUUCUCCUUCAUUUAAUAAGAAUGCUAAUAUAUAAGAUUACACAUUUUAUUGAGGAUGCUGCUUUUUAUUGACGGACAGCCCUUCAUAAACAGAAACAAGACUGGAACUGCAAAACGUCUAAUAUUCAGAAAAGCUGCAGAAUGUAACUGGAUUUCCUCGACAACUAUCUAUGUGAGCUGUUUUUAAGUGAAAUUAUUAACUUCUUCAGGCAAUUCUAAGGACCUUGGAUAUGAUUUUCUUGAUCAUUUCAACAAGAAAACAGAAGCCAUUUUAAUCUUGUUUCCAUUUUGUGAAGCAUUGAGUGAAUUUUUGAAGGAUGUCGUCACUUAAAAUUGACUUAAAUGAAUCAGUGUUCAAGUGAAGUGGCUGUACUGUCGUCGCCAGAGAAGCGAGCUCUGUUCGACUGCUGUUAACGACCUUUUAUCGCCUGCUUUUAUUGUAGUUCCCACCUUGGAUUACGGCCCGCAGGAUAGCAAUGUCAGCAUAUUAAUCUGCAAUUAGAAUUUGUCUUAUUGACCCCCAGAGGGACGAGAAACUUGCCAAGUUUCACGACGUCCAGAGGAUAACAGGACAUCCUGCGCAUCUGACAUCACCUCUCCCUGCGUCGGGGAGGAACCCUCAUUCUGUUCCGUCACCGCCAUGGUGAUGUCGCAGGGCACCUACACCUUCCUGGCCUGUUUCGCUGGCUUCUGGUUGGUCUGGGCCCUCAUCGUCAUGCUCUGCUGCUUCUGCAGCUUCCUGCAGCGCAGGCUGAAGCGCCGCCACGAUGAGCGGCUGAGGGAGCAGUGCCUGCGGACCGUAGAGAUGGAGCCGCUCAGCUGUCACCCUACAGGAUACCCGCCGCCUCUUCCUCCGCCGCCGCUUCCACCGCCACCUUUAACGCUGCCCAGGGAGCCACCGCAGUUCUGCCCUCCUCAGAUCCUGUCGCCGCCUCUUCCUCUGCAGGUUCCUCAUCCCAUGCCCCAAGCGAACUGGAUCAGCAUGCCAGACACAGACAUAUUCGGGAAGCCGCCCUGCUACGAGGAGGCCGUUCUGAUGGAGGACCCUCCUCCGCCCUACAGCGAGGUCUUGGCCGACCCGCGGGGGGGCACCUACUUGAAGCCCGCCCCGCUCCGAGCCGCGCUACCACCGCCGCUGCCUCCGCCUCUCAGGGAACACCAGGAUCCGCCUCCGGUGUUCACGUCCGAGACCAGCAAGCCUCCCGUGUUCCCUGAGCGGGGCUACUCCUCCCUGAUACGCCUGCCAUCGUCCCAGCGCUGGGACUCGCUGGGUCACCUCCUGUCCAACAUGGACUUGAACCACAACAACCUCACCCCGCCGGGAGCACGCUCCAUCCAGGCUGCCGCCGCGAUGGCCACCAUGCCCCGGCGGGAGCCCAGGACUCACCAUGACGGACUUGGGCUCCGAGGUGGAAUACAAGGACUCCAAGGAAGCAUACAAGGACUCCAAGGAAGCAUACAAGGACUCCAAGGAGGCAUACAAGGAUUUCGUGGAGGGAUACAAGGACUCCAAGGGGGGUUCCAAGGAGGUUUCCAGGGUCUUCAGGGCGUGCAUGGACUAAGGGGACUCGAGCCCAGCUGUGGCCUGCCGACAGCCUUCCCUCUGCUGGGUCGUAGCACCGCCGUCUAGACCUGGAUGCUUACUGGAGGAGUCUAACUAACCAACACGUUGGUCCAUCUCUGAGGAGCCUUCAAGCAGGAGGUCUAUAAAGACAGACUUCCUGUCUAUAUGCCUCCUUCGCUGCUCCGUGUUAACAGCGCUAGUAGUAGAGAUUUAAUUCCCGGAAAGAGGGUCAAAGUGCAGCGAAACGGCGUUAAAAGGAGUUAAAUCCCGGUGCAGCUCUGUGGGCGAAAGGGGUGCCACUUUACUCUGCUGGGAUCGUGGCUUUUUCAGCUCUGUGUGCGAGCAAAAGAGGAAAUUACUCACCGUUUCACACCAGUGUUGUUGAGAGUUACAGUUUAACAGAAGCAUCCUGGUGUCAUAUUGAAGCUAAUUGAGUCGGGGUGAGAGAAAAGGACCCGGUAACGAGGUAAAAAAGGACGAGCUGUUUCUCAUCCAGACUCCCUUCAUUUUCGUGUCGCCCUCUCGUUCCGUUCAUCCCUCCUCUCGUCUCGCUCUGUGCCUGAGCAACCUAUUGUACCAGUCUGCCGUUGCCAUGGCUCCCGGGAACUGUCUGUUGCCCACGACGACCUCUCCUCUUUUAUCUGCUCUGAUUUUUUUGAAGACUCUGCUCACAGCUUGUCUCAUCUCAAGGGGCUGCGAGUCUUAAAAGAAACACGUGGUGACCCUUUUGUUUGUGACAUUAGAGCCGAAACAAAAGGUAAGGGCCACCAUAAGCGAACCAAGUAGAGUACUUGGAUUGCAUUUUGUAACAUGCUGCUUCGUUGUUUUCAAUGUCUUUACUACAAAACUCUGGAAGUCUGGGCGCUAUCGGUGGUCUCAGGACGGCGUCAGCUGGGUGGAAAAAACAUUUUUCAUGUAUAAAUUUACUAAGAUUCUUUUAAGCUUUGUGACAAAUGCCUUUUUUCUCUUGUGAAAUAAAAACAUCUUCACCUGCUAGGCUUCUUCCAAUAAUUGAUGGAGUUAAUGAAAGCCAAACUGGUUACUGCAGUAUAAGAUUAAAUAUUGGAUCCCUCCCUCUGGAGCAUCUUGAAAUCAAAAUUAAAGCCAUUAAUUUUCA